Molecule: messenger RNA, 231 nt
Organism: Clunio marinus
Lineage: Eukaryota; Metazoa; Arthropoda; Insecta; Diptera; Chironomidae
Source: the annotation of a GenBank genome assembly
AUGUUUCUCGCUUCAAUAGAGCUUCACGACAUUGUCUCACAACAGUCUUUAACUCUGCUAACCAAUGGCAUUUCAUUAAAUGACCUCAGAAUUACUUUAUCCGUUCAAGGUACUCCUGAUCAGAAAUGCAUUAUGGACAAAAAGCUUCAAUUUAAUCAUCUGAACAAUAACAUAGAAUUAUUUUCUUCUUUUAAUUACAAGAAGACAAAGGUGGAAGACCUUAAACCGUAG